This is a messenger RNA of Cinclus cinclus, 3247 nucleotides long. RefSeq names its product solute carrier family 35 member E2B (gene SLC35E2B). Bases 359 to 1585 code for a protein of 408 amino acids. The record is from RefSeq and is a predicted model, not a curated record. The transcript is spliced from 8 exons. Lineage: Eukaryota; Metazoa; Chordata; Aves; Passeriformes; Cinclidae. Gene Ontology annotation, cellular component: Golgi apparatus. Gene Ontology annotation, molecular function: antiporter activity.
UCAUGAAGACAUCAGGAGUUAAAAAUCCCUCCUGAAGGUCUCUUCAUCUUUCAUAAAUAUGAAGAAGCAGGUGAAAUGUGCUGGUUUUGCUUCAUUAGGGAUGUAAAAUGUCUCACAUGUUUUUUCCUUCUUUCCCUUCUUUUCCCUCUUAGGCAGAAAACAUGGAGCAGCCCACAUGAAGAAACAUGUGGAGUUCAUACUCCUGCAAGAUGUUCUUUGGGGGACCAAGCCCAAUUUUCCAGGCCCCUGGCAGAUGAAGCAUUGGCAGAUGAAGCACGUGACAUUUUUGUUUGGACAAGUGCUGUGUCAGUGUUGCUUUGUGUGAAGGACAAAUACUCAUUUUUUUUUUCACAUCACCAUGUCGGCCGUGACAAGCGCCCCGACACCGGAGGCCUCGAGUCCUCCCCAGCUGGAGGAGAAGCCAAAGGGAAAAUCCCUGUUCCAGCUGGGCUCACUCUUUGCUAACAGGAGUGAGAAAUUUGUGAUUGCUCGCAGUGACAGUUUGCCAGAGGAGAAUGUCCUGAAAAUCACAAUCACAGAGACCACUGUCAUCGAGUCCGACCUGGGCAUCUGGAAUUCCCAUGCUCUCAUCUACCUCACUCUGUGGUUUUUCUUCAGCUUUUGCACUCUGUUCCUUAACAAAUACAUUCUGUCCUUGCUGGAGGGAGAGCCCAGCAUGCUUGGUGCUGUUCAAAUGCUUUCCACCACCUUCAUUGGCUGCAUCAAGAUGUUUGUCCCGUGCUGUCUCUACCAGCACAAAACCCGCAUCUCCUACCCCCCCAAUUUCAUCAUGAUCAUGCUCUUUGUUGGAUUAAUGAGAUUUGCAACAGUGGUCCUGGGCCUGGUCAGCCUGAAGAACGUGGCAGUUUCAUUUGCAGAAACUGUGAAAAGCUCUGCUCCUAUUUUCACUGUCAUCAUGUCCCGGAUGAUUUUGGGAGAAUACACUGGAUUGCUGGUGAAUCUCUCCCUGAUCCCUGUGAUGGGAGGGCUGGCUCUGUGCACUGCCACUGAAAUCAGCUUCAACAUCCUGGGCUUCUCUGCAGCCCUGUCCACCAACAUCAUGGACUGUUUGCAAAAUGUCUUUUCCAAAAAACUACUCAGUGGAGAUAAAUACAGAUUUUCAGCCCCAGAGCUUCAGUUCUACACAAGUGCAGCUGCUGUGGUUAUGCUUAUUCCAGCUUGGAUAUUUUUCAUGGAUGUGCCUGUGAUUGGGAAAAGUGGGAGGAGCUUCAGCUACAACCAGGAUAUUGUCAUUCUCCUGCUGAUAGAUGGAGUCCUGUUCCACCUGCAGAGUGUCACAGCCUAUGCCUUGAUGGGCAAAAUUUCUCCUGUGACUUUCAGCGUUGCCAGCACAGUCAAACACGCCCUGUCCAUCUGGCUCAGCAUCAUCGUGUUUGGGAACAAGAUCACCAGCCUGUCGGCCGUGGGCACUGUCCUGGUCACCGUGGGGGUCCUGCUCUACAACAAGGCCAAACAGCACCAGCAGGAGACCCUGCACAGCCUGGCCAUGGCCCCACAGCCCCUGCCGGGACCCACCGAGGACACCGAGCCCCUGAUCCCCAAGGAUUUGGAACCCUAUGAUUAACGGGGCUCUUUAUCCUCCCAGCCCAGCGUGGCUCCAAGGAAAUCCUCCUGGAUGUGGUUGUUCCUUUGGUUCCUUUGAGUUCUGGCAGGUCUCGCCCAGGACUUGAAGCAGGAAGGAGCUGGGAAGGAUCCAGCAAAGCCUUGGGAAUCUGAUGCCCCAAAGAGAGGACAUGGAACGUGCUAAACCUGGGCUUUGUUGUCUUUCCUCGACUGCAAAUGGUGUCUAAGCCUGUGUUGGUGGAAGAACUUCAAUAUCUUGCAGGAAAACAAUUCCUGUCUCCCUCCCCAUCCAAAUAAUGUGAAAAGGUGACCCCACCACUGAAUUCUGCUCGCAGAGGGAUGGAGUUGGUGGCUCGUGAAAAUUCCUGGUGGUUGUUCUGAAUUUCCUGCAUCCUCCAUCGUUCCCGUGUGGUGUGGAGGUGGAAGAGGUCCAAGGAGGGCAUUGUCCCACUCUGCUCUGCCCUGGAGUGCCCUCACCUCAAGCCCUGAGGGCUUUUUGGGCCCCCAAAACCUGCCAGAAGUCCAGGAGCAUUUGGACAGCAGAGGAUGGGAUGUUGGGGUGUCUGUGCAGGGCAGGAGUUGGACUGAAGUGGGUCCCCUCCCACUCAGGAUAUUCCAUAAUUCUAAGAGGGAUUAGAAUUCCCUCCCUUCUCUCCCCCCAAAAAAAAACCCAACUUUAUAGGUUUGGUUGAAGCAAACUAUGGGAAAUGAGCUGUGGUGAGCUCACCUACUGCUGACUACAAAUUCAGGAUUUGUAGUGGUUUUCUUCCAAAAUUUUAACGUGGAAAUACCUUAUUCCAAUCAUUUAUUGACAAAACUGAAAUGCAAGUAUUCACACACAAACCCUGUGUAGUGUUGAAUUCAAUACUUGUAGCUGCUUGGAGGUAGAAAAACCACUGAAAAUUGUACUGACAGAGGAAGCAGCAUCUCUGUAUUUCUGUAAGAAACCAUUUUGUUGUUUUAAUUUCAUUUUAUCAUGCACGAGGAAAGAAAUUAAGGGGGUUUUUAAUAUUAUUUCUAAGAGUGCAACAAAAGGUUGCCUUUUAGAAACUCAGGGUUAUGAGUCUGACCUGUGUGUAAAAUACCUACUUUCUGAUAAUGUAAAGAAAUCUCAGAAGUAUCUGUGACAGAUAGGAGGAAUAUUAACCAUAAACUGAGGCAAAUCUUUAUUUCUGCUGCUCUUAAGUUUCCUUUUCUUUUAUAGGAAAUUUGUUUUUGUGGUAGAUCAAAGAUUAAAAGUUAACUUUCCAUUUCAGAAUUCUCAAGAACAGUCAUUAGUUUUGGCAAAAAAAAAACAAAGCAGCGCGUGUGUAGCUACAAAAACAUUCUCAUGAACUUUUGGGGAACAAAACUGAAGUUAAAAUGAGUGGAUUUUAAUAAUUGCCAGUCUUUUGGAAGGUUGGAGCAUGGAUAUAUAGUAGUCUUUAUGAUAAAAAUACUGGUUAACAGGAAGUUACCAGUGACAUUCCUGUAAAAUUACAUUUCCACACCUGAGUGGCUGCCUGGGGCAGAUUCUCCAAAGAUCUGAGGGAGGAAGAUGCCAAUUUUUUUCAUCCUUGUGUAUGUGAUAUGUCUGUGGUAUUUUGUUUUCUUUUGUACUUCUGUCACUUUUAUAAAAGCUGUGGACUGUGGUGUGGAACUCUGUGGGGUUUUUUUUAUUAGU